AUGACAGCUCCGGUGGUGUGUAAGAAGGUUCCAAAAAAUCUGAUUGAUCAGUGUUUGAGGCUGUAUCACGAUAACUUAUACGUAAUCUGGCCUAUGCUCUGCUACGAUGAUCUUCACAAACUUCUAGACGAAAAAUAUGAUGACUGCUACGCCUACUGGUUUUUGGUUUCCCUUUCGGCAGCCACACUCAGCGAUUUGCAAGCUGAAAUUAAGUCGGAAGAAGGAGUUUCCUUCACUGGAAGGCAGUUAUGUUCACUCUGCAUGUUAUCACGACAAUUCUUUGACGAUCUUAGUAACAGUGACAUAUUCCGAAUUAUGACUUAUUACUGUUUGCAUCGUUGUUAUGCACAGUUUGCUGAUACGAGAACUUCAUACAGACUUUCUUGUGAGGCUGUAGGCCUCAUCAAGAUAGCCGGAUUCCACCGGGAGGAAACCUAUGAAUUUCUUCCGUUUAGUGAGCAGCAACUCAGAAGAAAGGUUUAUUAUUUGCUUCUCAUGACAGAGAGAUACUAUGCCGUAUAUAUUAAGUGCGUCACAAGUCUGGAUGCGACAAUAGCGCCACCGCUACCUGAGAUUGUAACAGACCCUCGGCUUUCUCUGGAUAGCUUCCUUGAGGUGAUUAGGGUUUUCACUGUACCAGGAAAGUGUUUCUAUGAUGCUUUAGCUACUAACUGUGCCAAUGAUUCUUGUACCGAAGACUCUCUAAAAAGAAUAUGGAAUGAACUUCAUACCACGUCACUUGAUAUAGAGCCAUGGUCUUAUGGAUACAUAGACUUUUUAUUUUCCCGGCAUUGGGUUAGAACACUAGCAUGGAAGCUGGUAUUGCAAAUGAAAGGUAUGCGGAUGAAUUUUCUUUCGAAUACUAGUAAUACGCAUAUACCAGUCGAAAUUGCUAGGGACAUGUUGGGAGAUACUUUUUUAACUCCGAAAAACCUGUAUGAUGUACACGGUCCUGGUAUACCGAUGAAGGCGCUAGAAAUAGCCAAUGCGUUGGUAGACGUUGUAAAUAAGUAUGAUCACAACAUGAAGCUGGACGCUUGGAAUGUCCUGUACGAUGUAUCCAAGUUUGUUUUCUCUCUGAAACACUGCAAUAAUAAAAUGAUCGACAGGUUUUCAACGAAAUGUCAAGGUGCUCUAAUUACUUUACCCAUUUCUAAACCUUUGCAAUUAAAUGAUAAGUCCAAAGAUGAAGACGAUAUAAUCCCCUGA
This is a messenger RNA of Saccharomyces paradoxus, 1209 nucleotides long. RefSeq names its product fungal specific transcription factor domain-containing protein. Bases 1 to 1209 code for a protein of 402 amino acids. NCBI's taxonomy places the organism in Eukaryota, Fungi, Ascomycota, Saccharomycetes, Saccharomycetales, Saccharomycetaceae. The transcript has a single exon. The record is from RefSeq and is a predicted model, not a curated record.